Micropterus dolomieu (smallmouth bass) is the source of this 2021-nucleotide messenger RNA. RefSeq names its product coilin p80 (gene coil). The transcript is spliced from 7 exons. NCBI's taxonomy places the organism in Eukaryota, Metazoa, Chordata, Actinopteri, Centrarchiformes, Centrarchidae. Gene Ontology annotation, cellular component: Cajal body. Gene Ontology annotation, biological process: spliceosomal snRNP assembly. The coding region runs from base 48 to 1640 and encodes 530 amino acids. Gene Ontology annotation, molecular function: U1 snRNA binding; U2 snRNA binding. The record is from RefSeq and is a predicted model, not a curated record.
UUUCCGGCGGAACACGAGCAGUGCGUUUUUGGCGUGUGGUAGCCGUCAUGGCUACUCACAGCAACAACUUUGUGCGCGUGCGAUUAUACUUUGACUAUCCGCCGCCCGCUGUCAUUGAUUGCCGCAUGUGCUGGCUGCUGGUGGACUUGAACACGUGUCGCGUGGUGUCGGAUCUGGAGAGUAUCAUCAGGGAGAAGUUCGAGUUCAGCCGCGGGAGCAUCCUCAGCCUCUUCAUAGAAGACUGCUACCUGCCGCACACGGAGAGCAUCUAUGUGGUGCGGGACAACGACAGCGUCAGGGUGAAGGUGGACUACCUGGCUCAGGUGAAUGGGCACGGCGGCUGUCCAGAUACAGCAAGUGAAAACAGCAGAAAGAGGCAGAGACCCGCAGAGGAGGACGGGCCCGGGGAACAUGGAGUGGGUGUGGAGCUGAAGAAGAAAAAGAGGAAAAAAAUGUGUCUGGAGAGGGAUGCUAAGCAGGCUUUAGUUGAUGAGAGCACUGACAAGUCACAAGGAAAGCAAAAAGAGAAGAGGAAAAGAAAGGAGGCGGAGGUAAAUGGCCCUGCUGUCACCUGCAAACCAGCUGCUUCUACCAAUAAAAUCCCAGCUAGUGUACACCAGCCAGUUAAAAGCACCAAGAAACCCCCAGUGGCACCAGCAAGAACACAGAAUGUCUCCUCUUCAGAUUCCAGUAGUGAAGAGGAUGCAGCUCCCAAAAAAAGAGCUGCUCAAAAACCGGCACCCAAAACACCCUCCUCCACCCCUGCUGCUUCCAAGGUGCCUCCAACCACCAAACCCAGGCAGACAAAAUCACACCCUCCUCCGUCAUCCUCUUCUGAAACAGUCUCCUCCUCUGAUGAGGCCUCCAGUGUAAAAAGCCCGCCAAAAAACAAGCCCGUGAACUCCACAGCCCCCAAAGGAAGAAUAAGUGAAAACUCUAAAUCUCAGCAGGCUCCUCCGGCCCAGCAGUCCACAAACGGGGCACAGAAACAGGCUGCGAGCGUAGCGCUGCCUCCUCGUGACAAAACCACGGAGCCUUGUGACUCAGACGGACAAGAGGAGAUCGAGCUGGUUAUCCGACGGCCAUUGCAGCUGGGCCGUGGUGUGGGUAGGCCGUCGGCUUGGGGAGGCCGUGGCCGGGGGAAAAACAGGCGUGGUGGACCUGGAGAGUUUGGAUGGGGUGAAGGCAGAGGGGGCAUCAGAGGGCACAAGGACGGCUUUGACUUCAGCUAUAAUGGGACCAAGGAGCCAUCCUACCAGACUGAUUCACUGACCAACAUGUCUGUGGUCCUCCAGAACGGCGCAGAAAGUGCUCCCAAACAGGAUUACAGCUCUAUGCCCCUGCUAGCUGCACCUCCACAAGUGGGGCAGAAGAUUGUGUUCAAGUUGCUGGAGCUAACCGAGAACUAUACACCUGAGGUAUCAGAAUAUAAGGAGGGAAAGAUCCUGAGCUUUGACCCAACCACCAAACAGGUUGACCUGGAACUACUUAAUACUUUUCAAGCUCCUGUAGAACCUGGAAAGUUUGACCUGGUUUAUCAGAACCCGGAUGGCUCGGAGAGCGUGGAGUAUGCAGUAUCCAGAAGCUCUCGGGUGACAGAACGGUGGGACUCCCUGCUGGAACCAAGGCUGAUCAUUUAAAUUUGACCAGUGACUGUGUACACCUCCCCCCAGUUUGGCAAAAUGGAUUUGCCUUUUCUCGAAUAAACUAUUUUCAGGAUCCUGUGAUAUGUUCUCCAGCGCCUGAGUUAAACUGGGAGUCCCCUCUUUACAUUGCGUAUGAAAGCUAAGGGAUAUGAUAGUUGAAUAUAUUCUCUUGUCUGUGAGCUGCUGCAUUGCAAUGUACAGGUGUACCUAUUGAAAGAUUUUUUAAUCGUUGCAUUUAAAUUGGGUUAGAUAUGAAAUGCUGUUAUUUUUAAUAUGUGGAAUGAGUGAUUGUUUCCAGGACUGGGACUGUACAGUUGUGUGACUGACUAUCAGUCUUGUAUAAUCUCUUUUUGUAAUAAAACCCUGUGUCUUCUG